Molecule: messenger RNA, 1020 nt
Organism: Chlorella variabilis
Lineage: Eukaryota; Viridiplantae; Chlorophyta; Trebouxiophyceae; Chlorellales; Chlorellaceae
Exons: 7
Coding region: 166-1020 (284 amino acids)
Biological process (GO): signal transduction
Molecular function (GO): 3',5'-cyclic-nucleotide phosphodiesterase activity
Source: RefSeq, a predicted model, not a curated record
GAGGCGGCCACCGACAGCACGCCCGGCGGCCGGCCGCGGCAGCCGGGCCGGCAGUACAUCCUGCCCCACCGCACGCCGCGCAGCGACGGCCUGCUCAGCUCCGAGCCCAGCCGCGCGUCGAGCGAGGAGGUGGAGGCGGUGAACGAUCCCGAGCUGCAGGAGCAGAUGCGGGCGCUGGAGGACUGGGAGGCCUUUGACGUCUUCAAGCUGGCCCGCCUGACCGACGGCCGGCCGCUGCAGGCGGUGGCGCUGGCGCUGCUGCGCAAGCGGGGCCUGGUGUCGCGCUUGGGCCUGCCCGAGGAGCGGCUGCGCAGCUUCUUGGCGGACGUGGAGGAGGCGUACCACCCGCACAACCCGUACCACAACUCCAUGCACGCGGCAGACGUCACGCAGGCGGUGGGCGCCAUGCUGGCGCUCGACGGCUUUGCCGCGCAGCUGAGUGACCUGGAGCAGCUGGCGGUGAUCCUGGCCGCCGCCAUACACGACGUGGGGCACCCGGGCGUCAACAACGACUUCCUCAUCCGAACGCAGUCCGAGGCGGCCGUCGCCUACAACGACCUGUCCAUCAACGAGAACAUGCACGCCGCCGCCGGCUUCAAGCUGCUGGCCAAGAAGGAGAACAACUUCCUGGCGAGGCUGAGCGAGGAGGACUUCCGCUACUUCCGCCGCCUCGUCAUCCGCAUCAUCCUUAGCACAGACAUGGCGGCGCACCACGACGGCGUGGAGGAGGUUCCCAGCUGCCCCUCUGCGUGUCGCCGCCGCCCAUUCCUGCAGCUGCUGGUGCACGCGGCCGACAUCUCAAACCCGGCGCGCCCGCUGCGGUACUGCUGCCAGUGGGGGCACAAGGUGCACGAGGAAUUCUUCGUGCAGGGCGACAAGGAGGCGGCGUUGGGCCUGCCCGUCUCUUCCAUCUGCGACCGCCGCAAGGCGUCGGUGGCGCAGAGCCAGCUGACGUUUGUGGAGUAUGUGGUGAAGCCCUGCUUCAAGUGCGCAGCCGGCAGGGGCGGGCCAGAGGGCUAG